Molecule: messenger RNA, 3151 nt
Organism: Phacochoerus africanus (Common warthog)
Lineage: Eukaryota; Metazoa; Chordata; Mammalia; Artiodactyla; Suidae
Gene: NAA60
Product: N-alpha-acetyltransferase 60, NatF catalytic subunit
Exons: 10
Coding region: 199-927 (242 amino acids)
Biological process (GO): N-terminal peptidyl-methionine acetylation
Cellular component (GO): Golgi membrane
Molecular function (GO): histone acetyltransferase activity; protein-N-terminal amino-acid acetyltransferase activity
Source: RefSeq, a predicted model, not a curated record
GGUUCCGGCCUGCGCCGCCGGCCGGGCGCGGGAGGCGGAAGUGCCUCGGGCCGCCGCCUCCGUCCCGACUGCGGCCCCUGCCGGUUACAUAACUCGUUGUGGGGUCCGUGCGGCCCCACUUCCUGGCUCCCUGUGAACCGAGGAUGCGCUGAACCGCGCAACGCCGUCCGCUGCCGCCGGCUCCCGCCCGAAGUGUGGAUGACAGAGGUGGUGCCGUCGAGCGCCCUCAGCGAGGUCAGCCUGCGCCUCCUCUGCCACGAUGACAUAGACACCGUGAAGCACCUGUGCGGCGACUGGUUCCCCAUCGAGUACCCAGACUCAUGGUAUCGUGACAUCACCUCCAACAAGAAGUUCUUUUCCCUCGCCGCAACCUACAGGGGCGCCAUCGUGGGGAUGAUUGUAGCUGAGAUAAAAAGUAGGACCAAGAUACACAAGGAGGACGGAGAUAUUCUAGCCUCCAGCUUCUCUGUUGACACACAGGUUGCUUACAUCCUAAGCCUGGGCGUCGUGAAGGAAUUCAGAAAGCACGGCAUAGGUUCCCUAUUACUUGAGAGUUUAAAGGAUCACAUAUCGACCACGGCCCAGGACCACUGCAAAGCCAUCUACCUGCACGUCCUCACCACCAACAACACGGCCAUAAACUUCUAUGAAAACCGAGACUUCAAGCAGCAUCACUACCUCCCCUACUACUACUCCAUCCGCGGCGUCCUCAAGGACGGCUUCACCUACGUCCUCUACAUCAAUGGUGGCCACCCGCCCUGGACUGUCUUGGACUACAUCCAGCACCUGGGCUCUGCACUAGCAAACCUGAGCCCCUGCUCCAUCCCGCAUAGGAUCUACCGCCAGGCCCACAGCCUGCUCUGCAGCUUCCUGCCAUGGUCAGGCAUCUCCACCAAGGGCGGCAUCGAGUACAGCCGGACCAUGUGACACCAGCUGGGCAGCCUCCACCGGGCCCCACCUCUCGGUGCCCUGUGGGAACUGCUGUUCUGGCCCUCUGACUUCUGCUGUCCCCUGUGAAGGAGCUAGAGGCCACCUGCCGGGCCCAUCGGCCUGCCCCAGCUGCAGGCCCGGUGCUAGGCGGGCUCCGGGAGCGGAGCGGGCAGGGUGCACCUGGUUCUCCGACAGGCUCUUCCAGCCCUCCUUCCUGCCCUGGAAAUCUUCACCUCCGCCGAGCCCUGGUCCCCCCAUGUGCGUGCACCGGCCCCGGGGGCCUGGGGUGGCCGAGCUCAUUGUGGUCUGUUUACUCUGCCGGCCCUGGAGCAAGGGCGCAGGAAGGGGCUUCCUUCCCUGUGCCUCUCAUGGCCUCUUCCCCUCCGCUGCCCGUUCCUUCCAGCUCCUUCCUCCAAAGCUGGAGUAAACUUCUGGAAGAGAGACACUCAAGUGCUCUGCACAGACUGGGCCCUAAAGGCACAGGAGCCUCAGGAUAAUGAGGGCGCGAAGCUCCUGCACUCUGGGCCCUGUCCCCAUGGACCCGCCCCGAGGAUGAGAGCGGCUCAGGAGCUGCUCGUCCCCCGGCACGUCCGGAGCACAGCUUCUAGCUCAAAGGGCGACAGGCUUUUGCAGUCGUCGCAGUCGACCCUGAGGCCCCGGGGAAGAGGUUCCAGAGCUGGUGACUUGGCGCCUGUUCAGGCGGGACCCUGGGCCAGUGCGUCUCACCCCAAAGCCUGAGGCAAGGGCCACUGGGUCUUUGCCCCACCCUCUCCUCGGAGCCUCUGGCCACCCUGGGGGGUAGGGGUUCGGUCUGUCACCCCCCUAGACAAGUGAAAACUGGUUCAGGGGCUGGGGUUGCCCAAGAGCCACGUGGCUGUGCGUGGUGGGCCCGAGACCCAGCCAGGUCUGUGCCCUCCAAAGCCCGUGUGCGUCGUGGGUGAGAGGCUGGUAGCCUGGAUGGAGUUCCCGCCACCCAGGGGCGCGCUCACGUUUAUCACAGCCUGAAGCGAACCCAAGAACUAGUCGUUCCCCUGCAUCUCCCCUGCGUCUGCAAGGAACCCAGCUGCCCUGAUGCCCUGGACACCCUCACGCGUGUCUGACAGCCUUGGGGGAGUGGGUGGGGGUCCGUCUUGGUCUGACCCAGCUGCCAGGACCGGAAGUCAGCCAGAUGGGGAGACUCGCAGAGGCCAACCCGGGUCCUCCUGCCGUGUCUCCACAGGGCUGUGGCCCAGUGAGGUGGACCAGGGGUCUUAGCAGAGAGGUUCUGUGUCCUCCCCCCACCCCCAGGGACAUUAGACCAUCUGGAGACAUUUUUGGCUGCCCCACCGGGAGGAGGGCGCUCCUGGCACCAAGUGAGUGGAGACCAGAGACGCUGCUGAACACCCUGCAGCGACAGCCCACAGCAAGGAUGCAGGACGGCCCACAGCAAAGGAUGCAGGACGGCCCACAGCAAAGAAUGCAGGACAGCCCACAGCAAAGGAUGCAGGACGGCCCACAGCAAAGGAUGCCUGGCUCAGAGACCCCCAGGUGCCAGGGGGCUGCUUCUCCAGCUGCCUUGGUCUGAAGACAGACGACCAGGAACAGAAGGUGCAGGCCUUGGCUUUUAUUGCGAUCAGACUUGUGGGCUCCCUGGCCCCUCGGGAGCCCAGCUCUCCGCUCCGCCCGGCCUCCCAGUGACAUCCUGUUUUCACCGCUGGUGCCGACUUUCCCAAGAUGACGAGACCCCCCUACCGUGGGACACCACACACCUCCAGCUUUCUCAGGAUUACAAGACCCCCCCUACGGUGAGACACCUCCAACUUUGUCACGACUAUGUGACCACAGAGUCCAGCUGCAGGCGAAAGAUAAACUAACCUCCCCUCGCCUCAGGGAAUCCAGUUUCCCAUCCAAGGGGCAUAAGAAGGCCCCAAAAGAAGGGCAGGGGGCUGGCUCUUCUCAAGGGUCCGUCACCCUCUCCCUUUCCCCUCUAAUAAGUUUUCUUCUCUUCGCCUGAACACCCGGCUCGUUCUCUUUCUCUGCACUCGCCUUACACUACCAACUGUUUUCCAAAGUGGAUGUACAGUUUCACGUUCCCACCAACACUGUAGGAAGGGCCAAGUCCCUCCACAUCCUUUCAGACCGUUAACUGCCGGGGCUUUCAUUGUACUUGGUUAUUUUAGCUGUUCUCAAACUACCCAGUGAUAUCUUGUGGUUUAAUAUACAUUUCUCUAACGACUAAUAA